GUCGACAACGAAAAAAAUGCUGCUCGAAGUGGACGACUUUAUUCGAUGCUGCCAAGUAUUCCUUGUGCAGGGAAGUGCAGGGUCAGUGGAGCAAAAGGCUGCGCAUGAUCAUCUGCUUCUCUUCCAGCAAGUGCCUACAGCAUGGCGCGUGGCGCUGCAAGUACUGUGUGAAUCGGCUGGCGGGAACACAACGCCGGAAGCAGCAUUGUUCAUUUCCGCUCAGCUCGUCCGCCAUUCGGUACCUCGAUUGGAAGAACACGACCAAAUCCAAGUGCGUGACCAUCUCUUGCGUUAUCUCCAGCACAGCACGGCCCCAGGCGUUCGACGCUCCAGCAACAUCACUCCCGUGGACCGUUUGGUGUGUCUCGGGUUGGCCAGUUCUGUCGUGCACAUCAAGUCUGGCUGGUCUGCCUGGAAACAGCUGCUUCAAGAUGCGUUGUUGGGCAAUUCUGCCGCUUCCAGUGUAGGGUUGCAGCUGUUGCUGGAGGUCUUGGCUGGGAUUCCGGGCGAGCUCUACAGCGCGUGCAGUACCGCAGCCCUUCACGGGCUCGACGUAGCGCCCCAUCUUCACAGCAUGGUCCAGCAGUUUCAAUCGCAAAAGCUCCACGUCAUACAACUGGUGCUGGACACUUUGCGCUCAAUGCCGGACGCCGCGACGGCCGCGCUGGUCGUGCUUCAAAACUGGGGCCACGAUACCAUGCCGUUGCUGUGUGUCGAGUUUGGAUUGCACUGUUUGGACCUGAACGACGGAGGUCUCAUGGGACCGUUGAUGGACUUUGUCGUAUCGGUGGAGAAACCAGACUUAUCUCAAUUGGCAGCAGAAAUCAUAUGCGACGCGUUUGCUGCCUCGACUUUGUCGUGUACUACAGCGUCCAAAAUGGACGGGGCGAGGGCGGCAGCUGUGCUUGUCGUGCGCGUAGCCAAGCAGAUUCUGUCGACACACGCAACGUUGGCGGUGUUGGUGGGCUCCAACGACCCCGACGACGAAGACGCGCGGAUGGUCGUGGCGCGAAGUCUGGCCAAGAUUGCGUCGACGGUGGCUUGCGGGGGGUCGCACUGUCUGUUUGCAGGCGGGUGGUGCCUCGACGUUCGUCGGGCGGAAGGAUGCAGUGACUCGUUCGGCUUGGAGUACCUGCAAUACCUGGUCGUGUGCAGUUCGUUCCCGGUGCCGUCGGUGGUGGAGCCGACGCUCGAGUUCUGGUACGCCGUCUUGGACAUGCACCGGCGGUGGAAGGAUGCCGUGGACGCCAGCGACUGGGACGCGUUUGUCACAUCGGCGCUUCCGACUAUCCAGCAGGUGGUGGGGCUGCUCCUGCAGCGGUGCCAGUUCCCAGUGCACUUUAUCGAGCUGAAUCAAAUCCAGUCCGACCAUCCCGACGUCGACGACGUUCGCGAUCUGCGCCGGGACAUUGCGGACGCGCUCCUUAGCUUGUUUUCCAACUGGCCAUCUAGUAGUACCCAUCACCACCCGAGCCAGCAAGGGUCGUUUGUGUGCCUUACCCACGUCGUGCAAAUGCUGCAAGCGGCCACCGCCACGCAUGAACUGGACGCGCUGCUGUUUGUGCUCGACUAUAUGGUCGAGCUGUUCGACUUGGACGAUUUAGAUCCGGCAGACCCCAUGUACUCGGCGGUUCUGCAGGUGUGGCAGACGGCAGUUCAUGAGUUUGGACGGUUCCCGGAUCAUGCGUUGCUCAUGCACGGCACCGCGAGACUCAUCAGCUCCGUGGUCGUUCCGAUGCAAUUCGCCGCCCCUUCGUACGUGACGAUGGCCACAGUGCUCACAAAGGGACUGCACUACCCCGUCGUAUGCCACAGCAGUGCCAAAGCCCUGCUCAAAAUGAGCUCCACCCUCGUCAAACGCAAGGUAGGAUUGGCGGUGCGGGGGGACUGUAUCCAGGUGCUUCUGGCGACGAUCAACCAAGACGCGGUUCAUCAGACCCUCCAAGCCCAGCAAGUCGCGUACGGCGACGUGUUUGAAGCUCUGAUGCGACUGGGCCACAACUUUCCCGACGCCGACUAUGUUCUGUUGGUCAACUGCGCGUUCCCGCGACUGGUGGCGUCGUUGCAGUCGAUGGGUCCGACGAGCAACCCUCUAGAGGUCGCGCACGUCCUGUACGUGCUCGCGCGGGGUUUGCGGGGCAUCCAGAACCUGCCGAUCCGCGAUGCGUUUCUGGCCCAAGAAUGGCCGCUUGUGGCGACGAUUGUGGCCCUUCACGGCGGCCACCCUAAGGUCCGCGAGCACGCCGUCGACUUGUUUGUGGCGGUGGUUCCGUCCACGGCCAACCCCGACACGCUCGUUGCCAUGGCGCGCCUCUGCCUCCACUGGCACGACCAGCACGCGGCGCCGCACGCGCUGUCAUGCUUGGGCGUGUUGGCAGCGUCGCACCCGGCAUUGCACCCGCAGGUCCUCGACUUCCUCGUCGUGGCAUUCCGGUCGUUUUGUGUGAAAUUCAACUACGUGCCCAACGGGUCGUCGUCGUCGCGCGUGGCCCUGCUGCAGCGGUUUCAGCACCCGCCAGAAGAUUUGGCGUUAGAAGCGACCCAGUUUUUUCUUCUCUUGCGAGAAGUGCUGCGCAGUGCGCCGGCGCUGCUGCUUGGCCACACGACGUCGUCGCAGCUGCUCGUGGAGGUGCUUCAGUUCUGCUGCGACGUGGUAGCUGUGGACCACAAGCUCCCCGACGUGACCGACGCCGUCUGCGCCUUCUUCAGCGACGUCCUCGCGCUGGAGUACGACAGCGGCGGCGGCGGCCUCUUGCAGCGAAUGGCCGUAGCAUGGGUCCAGUCCUUGCUCGUGUUUGUUGCCAUGAGCACCAUCUCCACCAAGACUCGGUGUGUCUCCAAUGUGUUUCACCAAGCGCUGCAUGCCGGUCCAGUCGACAGCACCCUGCGAGAUGCGUUCGGGGCUGCGUUGCACCAAGUGCUCGUGCAUGGGCAACUGUUUGAGCAACGGAUGACAGCGGCCGACGCGCAAGUGCUCGCUCAAUCCAUGCUCCAACUCAAAGAUCGCCGCAAGUUUCAAGUGUUUCUGAAUACCACGUCCAUGUACUUGCAAGGGUACGGCCCGCCGCCGUGGACGGCCACGUCGCCCGUGCUGAGCCCCCGCGGAGCCACGAUCCCGUCCUUCCUCGACGUAUUGCACUAACAUUCUGGAGAAAAGCCAUCGUAGUAUAACGUUAGCGACAAGACAGACACCAAGGCCAUUGAAAAUACUAUUUUUUACUUAUUUGUGCUCAAGAGAAAACAAGAUCAUUCAUUUCACAAGGACUACUUAUGGACUGA
Molecule: messenger RNA, 3279 nt
Organism: Aphanomyces astaci
Lineage: Eukaryota; Oomycota; Saprolegniomycetes; Saprolegniales; Verrucalvaceae
Exons: 11
Coding region: 17-3142 (1041 amino acids)
Biological process (GO): protein import into nucleus
Cellular component (GO): nuclear membrane; cytoplasm
Source: RefSeq, a predicted model, not a curated record